This is a messenger RNA of Suillus subalutaceus, 1275 nucleotides long. RefSeq lists its product as uncharacterized. The coding region runs from base 1 to 1275 and encodes 424 amino acids. The record is from RefSeq and is a predicted model, not a curated record. The transcript is spliced from 9 exons. NCBI's taxonomy places the organism in Eukaryota, Fungi, Basidiomycota, Agaricomycetes, Boletales, Suillaceae.
AUGUUCGAGACACGAUGGCCAGAGCGUAAUUGUACUAAUAACAGUGUCCCUGUAGAGGGAGACCUCACAGAGGUCGAGAUAAAAAAGCUAACUGCAGUCAAGGAUAAGCGUAAGCUAAUGAUCAAAACGUGGUAUAGAUGGCAGACAAAUGUCGCGCGUUUAGCCCGCUCAGGCGGAUUGAAAGGGGCACUUGACCUCGGUGAAACUCUGAGCAGAGGAGAUGAGCGCGUGAAGGGGGAAGCAGAUGCGGCAAUCAAGGCCGAGGGUAUUUCUACACGUGGCAAAAAGCUUGCAAAACGGAAGGACGUCACUCGUGCCAAAUAUGCCGCUGAAAAUGAUAGCAUCAGGACUGAGCUAGCUAGAGCCGGUUUUGUUCAAGAUGUUGAACAAGAGGAGAAGAUUAGGGCCUUCAAUGAACUCGGGGCACAUCUUGAUUGUGUCUUCCGCCACCUGUCCCACAAGACGGGUGGACUUAAGUUCACCUGUAUUGCUGGAGGACGGAACCCAACCACAGGUGAAAUUGUAGUUCUUGACUACCAUCUCAGAGAGACGGAGCCUAUGCUAAUUUCAGUCAAAUUGGUGCUGGCUCACGAUGAAAAGAUGCUAGCUUCAGCACUGGAUGCAGGUACCAUUGCGGAUGAGGCGGCCAAUGAGUUGGAUGAGAUUUUUGGGGAGGAUAGUGAAGAAGAUGAGGAAGAGGCUGCUGAGGAGGAGGAAAAUGUUAGGGAGAAUGAAGAGCUUGGGGAUAUGGAUGAUAUUGGGCUGGGGCUGAACGGGCUUUAUCAAUUCGACCAAGUCAUGGAUGACCAAGGGUCUAUGGCUGACUUAUCACCAGCACCUACAGCCACUUGGACCACUGCAGCUGUAGUCCCUGACAAUAACAUCGACUCCCUUCCUUUCAACCAGUUUGACAUCUCCAGCUUGGAUAUGAUUCAUCUCAACAGUUUUCUCGCAAGCCUACCGCAGGUGCCUUACAACCCAUUCACAGCCAUUGGCCCAACAUAUGGUCUUGUGGAUCAGGAUCUCGACUUCAGCUUCAUGCACGACUCCUCAAAUUCAUUCGACUAUCAAUAUUCCCCACCGGUUAUUCAUGAACCAACAGGUCAUCUUUUACCUGCAUUCCCAGGUGAUACUACCAUGCCUAGUAACUUACCGCUCUCUCAUUCCAAUCAUCUACCACCUACUACACCCCUCGCAAGCACUUCCAGCAUCAACAUGACAGAUUCCAACACAUUUGACCGUCUUGCCGGUCUAGAAGAGGAAGGUCCACGUUGA